AUUAAAACGCCUCAAUACGUUUAAGCCGCAACCGCGUCUUUGAUUCUUUUUGGGAAGUAAUAACAACCAUAAUCAUCUAGCAACUGACCAUGAAGUCAGCAGUAGCAGUUUCAUCGUCACUCCUCAAUUUGAAGAAUCUGUUAAUCCCUAAUACUCGUCGUCGUCGCUUAACCUCCCUCACAUCUGUUCUCCUCCCUAAAUUGUCACUGAAGUCGAUCACCAAUCACACCGCAGUUAAACUCCUCCCAUCUUCGGCAACCUCAGGUCUAAGAUUCAUCUCCUCCUCCUCCAUGGCAUCCUCUUUCAAACCCGAACAAGCUAGAGUUCCCUCCGCUCUUCCCCUCCCAGCUCCUCCGUUGACCAAAUUCAACAUGGGAUUGUGUCAGCUAUCGGUCACAACUGACAAAAAGAGGAACAUUUCUCACGCUAAGGACGCCAUCGAAGAAGCUGCUUCCAAGGGAGCUAAGCUUGUUCUCUUAUCCGAAAUGUGGAACACUCCUUAUACCAAAGGUAGUUUCCGAGUUUUUGCGGAAGACGUUGAUGCAGGUGGUGACGCUUCUCCUUCCACCGCAAUGCUCUCUGAAGUUUCCAAACGUCUCAAGAUUACGAUCAUUGGUGGCUCUAUACCUGAAAAAUCCGGGGGUCGUUUGUACAACACUUGCUGCGUCUUUGGUUCCGAUGGAGAGCUAAAAGCUAAGCAUCGAAAGAUACAUUUAUUUGACAUAGACAUUCCCGGGAAGAUUACUUACAUGGAAUCUAGAACUUUUAGUGCUGGAGAGACACCAACAGUCGUUGACACAGAUGUGGGGCGUAUUGGAAUAGGCAUCUGCUAUGAUAUCCGGUUCCAGGAGUUAGCUAUGAUGUAUGCUGCAAGAGGGGCUCAUUUGCUAUGCUACCCAGGAGCCUUUAAUAUGACAACUGGACCGCUGCACUGGGAAUUACUACAAAGAGCAAGGGCUACGGAUAAUCAGUUAUAUGUAGCGACAUGCUCAUCUGCCAGAGAUUACGGAUAUUGCUACGUUGCUUGGGGCCACUCUUCACUCGUCGGGCCUUUUGGAGAAAUUAUAGCGACAACUGAGCAUGAGGAAGCAAUUAUCAUAGCAGAGAUUGAUUACUCUUUCCUUGAACAACGAAGAUCAAAUCUUCCGUUGAAUAAACAGCGGCGGGGAGAUCUCUACCAGCUUGUAGACAUACAGCGUCUGAACAAACAAAUGAAUGCAGCAGAAGUUGUACAUGUUGAGAUGUAGUCUUUAGAAGUUUGGUUGCUUACAAUUAUGGGCCGUUCAUUUAUAAAAGAAGAAUUUUGUCAGGCUCUGCUUGAUUUUAGAUGAUCCGUUGUUGAAUGAUAAAAAUGACCGGACGACAUAAUGCAGUUAGAGCUUAUUAAGAUAUUCAGAGUGUGUUCUCGUCUUUAGAGGAAGUCACGUGAAAGAACAAGUAACGUACGCGUGUGGUGAGGAGGCCCGCGCGUGCGAGGGUCCCAUAUGUAGAAGAGAUCAGACACAACAAUGCUUCACGUGACAGUGUGGGACCUCGCACAGACACAGUUGAGAGCUUCACCGCGUGAAUGAAUCUUUCUUUUUUUGUGUGUCAGCUCUUAUUAUCUCCCCCUGAGCAGCUGCAUCUCUGACUCCCCCGUGCGAUUUUUCUUUCCCUUUAGUUUCUGUUUUUAUCUCACACAUCCCUAAAACUAGAUAGCUAGUUGUAUCCAUUGCAAGGUUCGGUUCCAUUUCAUAUGUAAAAAUAUUCUUUAGGGAUCAGGAUUAAUAAAUCUAUUCGGUAUAGAUUCCUUUGGUGAUAA
Brassica napus (rape) is the source of this 1801-nucleotide messenger RNA. Its product is annotated as omega-amidase, chloroplastic. The transcript is spliced from 11 exons. Gene Ontology annotation, molecular function: omega-amidase activity. Gene Ontology annotation, biological process: L-glutamine metabolic process; oxaloacetate metabolic process. The record is from RefSeq and is a predicted model, not a curated record. Lineage: Eukaryota; Viridiplantae; Streptophyta; Magnoliopsida; Brassicales; Brassicaceae. Gene Ontology annotation, cellular component: mitochondrion. Bases 90 to 1247 code for a protein of 385 amino acids.